AUGUCCAAUGAAAUUCGAGAUAUUCUCGAACAGUGGGAUGAUGAGAGCAAUGGCGUUUUCGUCGCAAAAAAUGUUUCCGUCCCGAUGAAGGACUCAGAUUAUCCCGUCCGCUGCAAUAUUUACCAACCGUUACAUGCCAAAAGGUCGGGUUCAAAACUGCCCGUCAUCAUGACUUAUGGACCGUAUGGCAAGGACAUACCAUACAGCAAAUUUAACUCGGCGUCUUUUGAGGAGGUGAAUUGCAACCAGAAGUCUCGCUACUCAGCCUGGGAAACACCUGAUCCAGUUUUUUGGUGUCGCCAGGAUUACGCCGUUGUACGCUGCGACGAGCGCGGCUUUGGCCAAUCACCCGGAUAUCUCGAUUCCAUGUCAUCGGAUACAGCAGAUUCUUUCUGUCAAGCCAUUGAGUGGGCUGCCGAGCAGCCCUGGUCGACUGGUAAAGUUGGCUUGCUUGGCGUGAGCUACUUUGCAGGUACGCAGUGGCGUGCUGCUGCGCGGUCUCCACGUGGUUUAGCCUGCAUAAUCCCAUGGGAAGGCAUGUCCGACUACUAUCGAGACCGGUGUCGGCACGGCGGUAUAUUGUCAGACUCUUUCAUUCGUUUUUGGUGGCAGCGACAGGUCAUCACAAACCAGUAUGGCUUGCCCGGGAGAGCGGCGAAGGAAUGGGGCGAUGACACCAUUGAGGGGGAUUUGUCAGAUGAAGAGCGCAAGACCAAUCGAUGCGACCAAACCGUCGACAACGUGACACACAAGUUCCGUGACGAGCCUUACUACGCAGCACGAGAUUUUCGCCUCGAGGAUAUUCAGGUUCCGCUACUGUCGGUGGCGAACUUGGGUGGCAUUGGCUUACACCUGCGGGGCAAUGUUCACGGCUACAUGCACGCCGGCUCCAAGUUCAAAUACCUUCGCUUUAUUGUUGGGAGGCAUGAUCUCCCGUUCUAUUACGAAAAAGAAACCGAGUUGCAACUCAGUUUUCUCGAUGCUUGGCUGAAGCAAAAGGACACUGCUGGCUGGACACAGCACGACAAAGUUGCCCCAGUGAGUCUCAUCUUGCGCAAAGGCAACGUGGGCUUCAACAAUGAAGUGGCCGAAAGAGCAUUUGAGCGGCGCGAAGAAAUGGAAUGGCCCAUCUCGCGCACUGUUUACACGCGCUAUUAUCUGACCCGGAACAAUCGACUUCAGCUGGGAAUGGACAAUGGUGGAUCGGCGCAAUUGACGUAUCCAGCUCUGGCAACAAUAGAGGCACAACACAAACUGCAUUUCUUAUCCUCUUCCUUUGAAACGGCGACUGAGAUUACUGGUCAUAUCGUCGUACGCUUGAAUGUGUCCAUCAGCGCUGCAGCGACAGACCUUGCUCCCUGGGACAUGGACCUUUUCGUGACACUUCGCCAUUUUGACUCGUCUGGAGACGAGAUUUCCUAUACCGGCACGACAGGUGACCCAGUUCCUGUGGUCAAAGGCUGGCUGCGCUGCAGCCUACGAAAAGUCCACACCCAGCACCCACGACACCGACACUACUUGCCUCAUCGCGAAUAUUUCUCCGAGGACGAAGAGCCAAUGAUUGUGAACAACAUCUACGAAGUCGAUGUCGAGAUGUGGCCUACUUCUGUCAUUGUAUCGCCGGGCAAUAGAUUACUAUUCGAAGUGUCGUCGGGCGACACAGGUGGUAGCGGCCUCUUUCUUCACCAAGACAGUGUCGAUCGUGAAGCACGGCGCUUCGCGGGGCUCAAUCACAUUCACUUCGGCAAUGGCAUGCACAACUAUGUACAGCUGCCCAUAAUUGGCAACGCAAGUACUGGGGGGCAAUUAUGA
Molecule: messenger RNA, 1812 nt
Organism: Akanthomyces muscarius
Lineage: Eukaryota; Fungi; Ascomycota; Sordariomycetes; Hypocreales; Cordycipitaceae
Exons: 1
Coding region: 1-1812 (603 amino acids)
Molecular function (GO): dipeptidyl-peptidase activity
Source: RefSeq, a predicted model, not a curated record